AAUGUCAAAUCCUUCAUUCAUCAUUUGUCACUUUCCCAGUAAAUUAAUAAAUUUUUGGUUAUUUAUUUAAAUUUUAAAAUGACCAGAGAAAGUAUAGAACUUGGAAAUGUAACUCCACAUAACAUAAAACAACUUAAGCGCCUAAAUAGUGUGGUUUUCCCUGUAUCUUACAAUGAUAAAUUUUACAAAGACGUUUUAGAAGCCGGAGAGUUGGCUAAACUAGCAUAUUAUAACGACAUUGUAGUUGGUGCAGUGUGUUGUCGAAUAGAUACAUCGGAAAAAUCUAGGAGAUUAUAUAUUAUGACUUUGGGAUGCUUGUAUCCAUACCGGAGAUUAGGAAUCGGUACUCUUAUGGUCGAGCAUGUCUUAAAUUACGUUGAACAGGAUGGCAAUUUUGAUAGUAUAUUUUUACAUGUUCAGGUCAACAAUAAAGGAGCCAUCGAUUUCUAUAAAAAAUUUGGUUUUGAAAUUGUAGAAACAAAGGAACACUAUUACAAAAGAAUAGAGCCUGCUGAUGCACAUGUUCUUCAAAAAAAUCUUAGGAAAACUGGUCUAGUUAAUGGAAUUAUUGAUCUAUAAGGCUCAAUGGUGUAAUUUAUUUGUUAAACUAUUUUACCAUUUUUGUUAAGAAAAUUUUACCAAGUUUUUUUGUACAUACUUAAUAAACUCAAUUUGAGGUUUUCAUUACUAGUUUUAUUAUUAUUGACAGCUUUUACAAUUUUUUUACUUUACAAACUAAAUAUAUUUAAAUAAAAUACACCAAUCUAGCCAAUCGACUUACUACGAUUUUGUACACAAACUUCAAAUAAUUUAUGAGACCAAACCAAAUUAUAAACUGAUUGAUAUAAUAAAAAGUACAACAUUCAUUUUAACCA
Molecule: messenger RNA, 875 nt
Organism: Diorhabda sublineata
Lineage: Eukaryota; Metazoa; Arthropoda; Insecta; Coleoptera; Chrysomelidae
Gene: san
Product: probable N-acetyltransferase san
Exons: 3
Coding region: 79-579 (166 amino acids)
Biological process (GO): mitotic sister chromatid cohesion
Cellular component (GO): NatA complex
Molecular function (GO): acyltransferase activity, transferring groups other than amino-acyl groups
Source: RefSeq, a predicted model, not a curated record